This is a messenger RNA of Myodes glareolus (Bank vole), 2990 nucleotides long. It is a transcript of the gene Oit3, whose product is annotated as oncoprotein induced transcript 3. Gene Ontology annotation, molecular function: calcium ion binding. The record is from RefSeq and is a predicted model, not a curated record. Lineage: Eukaryota; Metazoa; Chordata; Mammalia; Rodentia; Cricetidae.
AAAUACCAUGAACCUUCAAACCCUCACACCUACAGUUGCUACUGCAACCAGGCCUGGUGGCAUGGCAUGUGAGAGUCCUCAGAGGUUCCCUCUUUGGUCAAAAGUACAACUCCAGCCGGGUGGUGGUGGUGCAUGCCUUUAAUCCCAGCACUUGGAAGGCAGAAGAAAAGAAAAACUCUUGGCAAUUUUGAACUUUCCAGGAUUUUGUUAAUUUAAUGGUUGCUCUUAAUUUUAAGUCCCUGCCCCUAUUUUAGUGUGAGGAUUGGUGAAAUCAAUAAUCCCUAACACCUCUGCUACGUGGGGAAGAAAUGCAUCAUAAAGACACCAGGCUUGACCGCUGGGUUGACAAUGCCCGCGUGAAGGUCUCUACUUAGGAGACCUCAAGACUGGAGACCAGAAUAAGACAAACCUAGGAGAUUCUUCGAGAGAAUACCAGCUCCUCUCAGGCCCCUCACGACCUCGUGUGUGCUCCUGUCAGCCCCUGGACCGUCAGAUCGAGACAUGUCCUCAGUACUAAGUGGCUUAUCCCGUUCCCACUGAGGGAGCCUGAACAAUGCCGUGGCUGCAGCCUCAGGAAGCCAGUUCCUAGAAGUCACCAAACAAGAUUUUGACAUGAGGGGAUGUCGCUCAGUAAGAGUUCCCUUCUGGAUAAGAUAGGGAAUUCUUCAGAGAAAAAAAAAACAAAAACAAGAAACAAUAGAAGGAUGAGGGGUGCUGAGGUGGGGUUUUUCCCGCCUCUGAAGACAUCUAUCAGGACAACAGCACUGUUGACAGUGGAAAGCAGGCCUCUAUCUGGGGCCAAGGCCAGAGCGGUCGGCUCCUGUGCUGCCCCGUGAGGUCCCAGUCAGCGCUGAUACAGAGUCUCUCCCUAAGAGUCCAGAGGGAAUUUUCCCCUAAGUACUUGAAGAAAGAACAAAGGAAAAAUAGUGUUAAGGGGAUUUCUACUCUGUUCCUGGCGACUGGAUCAGAAAAGAUGCCCCUGUUCCUGCUGCUCACCUGCCUCUUCAGCACCGUGACCCCAGGGUGGCCCAGAGCCCUAGAUCCUUGUUCGGCUUACAUCAGCCUGAACGAGCCCUGGAGGAACACCGACCACCAGUUCGACGAGUCUCAAAGCCAGCCUCUCUGUGACAACCAUAUGGAUGGGGAAUGGUAUCGCUUCACCGGUAUGGCAGGAGAUGCCAUGCCCACCUUCUGCAUACCAGAAAACCACUGUGGGACCCAUGCACCCGUCUGGCUCAAUGGCAGUCACCCCCUAGAAAGUGACGGCAUCGUGCAACGCCAGGCCUGUGCCAGCUUCAAAGGGAACUGCUGCCUUUGGAACACCACGGUGGAGGUCAAGGCCUGCCCCGGAGGCUACUAUGUUUAUCGGCUGGCCAAGCCCACCGUCUGCUUCCACGUCUACUGUGGCCAUUUCUAUGACAUCUGUGAUGAGGUCUGCCAUGGCAGCUGCGAGGACGCCACCGAGUGUGCAUGCUCCCCAGGAACCUCGCUGGGCCCAGAUGGACAGACAUGCCUAGAUGACAACGAAUGCGAGCAGAAUAAUGGGGGCUGCAGUGAAAUCUGUGUGAACCUCAAAAACUCACACCGCUGCGCGUGCGGGGUCGGCCGCGUGCUGAGGAGCGACGGGAAAACUUGUGAAGACAUCGAAGGAUGCCACAAUAAUAAUGGCGGCUGCAGUCAUUCUUGCCUGGGCUCCGGGAAGGGCUAUCAGUGCGCAUGUCCCAGGGGCUUGGUGCUGUCUGAAGAUAACCACACUUGCCAAGUCCCCGUGUUGUGCAAGUCCAGCGCCAUCGAAGUGAGUGUCCCUAGGGAGCUGGUUGGCGGCCUGGAGCUCUUCCUGACCAACAACUCCUGCCGAGGAGUGUCCAAUGGCACCCACGUCAACAUUGUCUUCUCCCUCAAGACCUGCGGCACGGUGGUUGAUGUGGUGAAUGACAAAAUCGUGGCCAGCAACCUCGUGACGGGUCUGCCCAAGCAGACCCCUGGGAGCAGCGGGGACAUCAUCAUUCGGACCAGCGAACUGCUGAUCCCUGUGAUCUGCGAGUUCCCACGACUGUACACCAUCUCGGAAGGGUACGUGCCCAACCUGCGCAAUGCCCCUCUGGAAAUCAGGAGUCGAAACCACGGCAUCUUCCCCUUCACGCUGGAGAUCUUCAAGGACCACGAGUUCGAGGAGCCUUACCGGGAGACUCUGCCCACGCUCAAGCUUCGCGACUCGCUAUACUUUGGCAUUGAGCCCCUCGUGCACGUGAGCGGCCUGGAGAGCCUGGUGGAGAGCUGCUUUGCCACGCCCACUGCCAAAAUGGACGAGAUACUCAAGUACUACCUGAUCCAGGACGGCUGUGUUUCCGAUGACUCGGUGAAACAGUACUCCUCCCGGGACCACCUAGCAAAGCACUUUCAGGUCCCCGUCUUCAAGUUUGUGGGCAAAGAUCACAAGGAGGUAUUUCUUCACUGCCGCGUCCUUGUUUGUGGGGUUCUGGAUGAACGCUCCCGCUGUGCCCAGGGGUGCCACCGCCGAGUGCGUCGUGAGGUGGGGGAAGAUGAGGACUCCGCUGGGCUUCGGAGCCAGACACUGACUGGAGGUCCCAUCAGCAUCGACUGGGAGGACUAGCCCCCACUUCCAGCCACCCUCCUCUCUGGACCAUGUUCCUUUGUGCUCUGAGAACAUCAGAGACCCACCCAGCCCACCUGGCUUCCUUAAAUCAUAUACUGUGAGUUUAGACAACCCUCCCACCACAUGAAAGGAUUGACUAGCUGGUUUUGUCCCUAGAUUGGUAAGAUCACAGCACUGCUGACCCAUGUGGCCAAAUCAGUUUCUGAAUUUGAAGAACUAUGUUGUCUUUAUGGAAGGACUCCUCCCUUGUUUCCUCCAUUUCUUUCUUACAAUGAAAUACCUCAUUUAUGGUAUAAUAGGGCCACUAAAAUAAGGUGCUGGGAAUAACAUUCCAAUUUACAAACCUAAAGAAAUUAAUUACUAAAACUGUAAC